AUGUCCGGGCUCGCAAAAAGCACUCGAUUUGCAACAAGACUUCUACAUAACAGCAACAUGCCGGCUUUCACUCUCUAUGGCUUCCAUGGCUCUACCAUGACCGACCGUGUUUUUCUCACCCUCGCUGAAGGUGGCUUUACGGAUUUCGAGCUCCAGACCAUCAAUCUUCCAGCCGGACAACAUAAAUCCGAGGAACACAUCAAGCUCAACCCAUGGGCCAAGGUACCCGCUAUAUCCUACCCUAAUGGCUUUACAUUGUACGAAAGUACCGCCAUCUGCAAAUAUCUCGCCACAAAAUACUCUUUCCCGCUACUACCACCUUCAUCCGACAUCGAAGCUAUGGCAUUGUUUGACCAGGCGGCCAGCGUAGAGAAGUCCUACUUCUCGGAGCCCUCUGGAAAAGUCACAUUCGAGAAAUUUGCCAAAGUGAAAUUCUUGGGUCAACCGACUGACGAAGUCGUCGUCUCUAACGCAUUGAAGUCUCUCGGAGUGUUCUUUGAUACACAGGAGCAGUCUUUGAGCCAGAAUGGGUAUCUGUCAGGAAAGGAGUUCAGUCUUAUAGAUAUCUACUAUAUUCCGGUGAUUCAGAGACUGUUUGUGCUUGGGUGUGGGGAUCUGGUUACCAGUCGCAAAGCUUGGAGUGCUUGGUGGGAAAGAUGCACAAAUCGACCGGCGGUACAAGAAUGGUUGGCGACUGGCAAAGCUGCAGCGGCUCAGAUGAAGAAUUAG
Periconia digitata is the source of this 729-nucleotide messenger RNA. NCBI's taxonomy places the organism in Eukaryota, Fungi, Ascomycota, Dothideomycetes, Pleosporales, Periconiaceae. The record is from the annotation of a GenBank genome assembly.